Messenger RNA from Elgaria multicarinata webbii, 1265 nucleotides. Its product is annotated as uromodulin-like. Gene Ontology annotation, cellular component: cell surface. The transcript is spliced from 8 exons. The record is from RefSeq and is a predicted model, not a curated record. The coding region runs from base 1 to 1224 and encodes 407 amino acids. Lineage: Eukaryota; Metazoa; Chordata; Lepidosauria; Squamata; Anguidae.
AUGUUGUGUUGGUUCCUGUUUCCAGCUCUCUUGCUGCCUGCUGCUGAAGGCUCUGACAGUCACCUGAUGGAGCCUCACAGCACAGGAGAGGAGGCUGCUGCACGUCCUCCUGGGAAUCUGGGCCCUUGCUUUCCAAGCCCGUGUUUUCACCAAGGAGAUUGCAAGGAGGUUGGCAAUAGACCCGUUUGCACUUGCAAGCCAGGCUUCACUGGCCCGUUCUGUAAAGAAAUGGUGGUGAAAUUGCAAUGUGAGGAAGAGUACAUGAAGAUGAUGGUGAGAAAGGAAGUGUUUGAAAUGCUGAAGAUCCCCUUAGCACUGGUCCACUUGAAGAACAGCUCCUGCAAAGUCUCUGAGCAAUACGAUGAAGGAGCAGGUUUCUGGGGAGCAAAACUGACUGGAGAGAACCAUACCACAUGUGGGUCUGUGAUUAAGGUCAACAGCUCCCAUGUGCAUUACGCCAAUGUGAUCGAGUCAGGCAGAGAGGAUCAGGGUGUAAUCACUAGGAGCAUCCUCACCCAGGUUCACUUCUCCUGCAUCUACGCCUACAAGCGUGUGGUCGGUCUGCUCCACCCAAUCAAGGCUAUGGACACGAUUGUGCAGUUUGCAGUCAAGGAAGGGGACUUCACGGUGACGAUGGUGCUUUACGAGAACGCCACCUACGAGCACCCCUACCGCCAACAGCCGCUGACACUCCUCAUGACUGACACCCUCUACGUCCUCCUGCAAAUUGAAGGGCAGGAUCAGGUGAAGUACUUCUUCCUGAGCGUGGAAGACUGCUGGGGCACCCCGACGGCUGACCCAAACCACAGCACGAAGCACCCGCUGAUCAUGAAAGGGUGUCCCCACGACAAGACGCUGAGCUUCCUAAACGCCAUCGGAACCAGCACCACGGCGAAGUUCAAGUUUCAGAUGUUCCAGUUCAAAAACUUCACGGAGGUGUUCCUGCACUGCCAAGUGCGUCUGUGCAUACCAGACAACCAGGACCCCUGUGCCAAGCAAUGUCCCAGCAAGCAAAGGAGCAGGAGGGCGCUGUCGGAUGACUACAGGAAGAUUGUCUCCUACGGGCCCAUCCAGUUCCUGGUCCCGUCACACCUGGAAACACGGAAUGCCAAAGACCAACAGUCCCUCUGGAGCGUGCAGAUGUGGAUCCCUGGUGCGGUGGCGUCCGCAGGAAUUGCCGCCACCUUCGUCUUGAUUGCUGUUGCAAAAGCCAUGAAGAAGUGAGCAGCUUGUAAACAGCAGCAUCCCAAAUAAACCUCCUGAUU